Messenger RNA from Plasmodium malariae, 5109 nucleotides. Its product is annotated as phospholipid-transporting ATPase, putative. Gene Ontology annotation, biological process: retrograde vesicle-mediated transport, Golgi to endoplasmic reticulum; endocytosis; phospholipid translocation. The record is from RefSeq and is a predicted model, not a curated record. Lineage: Eukaryota; Apicomplexa; Aconoidasida; Haemosporida; Plasmodiidae. Gene Ontology annotation, cellular component: endosome; trans-Golgi network; plasma membrane. Gene Ontology annotation, molecular function: ATP binding; ATP hydrolysis activity; ATPase-coupled intramembrane lipid carrier activity. The transcript has 7 exons. The coding region runs from base 1 to 5109 and encodes 1702 amino acids.
AUGGUAGAUGAUGAAGAGUUAAGAAGACUACGUUUUGUUUUGAGUAAAAAAGUAGGGAAAAUAAAAUAUUUUUUCUCCUAUUUAUUAUACAAGCUCUUUAACCAUUUUUAUAAUAAAAAAAACAAAAAAAGAGAGAGAUAUGUAAAUAUCCAUGGAAGAACAUCUCCAAAAUUUUUUUGUGAUAAUAAAAUAAGAAGUACAAAAUAUACCGUUUUAUCAUUUAUACCUUUAUUUUUAUUUUAUCAAUUUGCUGAUUUUUUAAAUUUAUUUUAUUUAUGUGUAUCACUUUUGCAAAUAAUACCAAUAUUUAAUACAGGAUAUGUAUUUACAUUUGUAGCACCUCUUAUCUUUAUUAUUUUCAUUAGCUUAAUAAAUGAGGUAGUAGAUGAUCUUAAAAGAUUUAUAAAAGAUUUAGAAAACAAUAAUGAAAUAUAUUACGCACUUUUAGAAAAUGGAAAUUUUGAAAAAAUAUAUUCAAAAGAUAUAAAAGUGGGGGAUAUCAUUUUAAUUAAGUCAAAACAAAGAGCUCCAGCAGAUUGUAUCUUACUAAGAAAUUUAAAUAAAAAUGAAGAAUAUACAUUUAAGGUAGAAGAGAAGAAGCUAUUUGGUAAUAUAAAAUUAAACAAAAACUCCAAUGUGUAUAAUAAAAUAAAUAAAAGUUAUUACCAUUUCAAUAAAAAUAUUGACAAUGAAUUAAUUGAUGAUCGAUAUAAUGAGUCAAAUAAUAAUUACAGUGAAACUAGUAAUAAUUUGUUGUUUAGUGAAAAUGAAAAAUCACAAAAUGGAAUGAAAGAAAAAAGUUAUAUGUUAAAGGACAAAGACCAGAUUAGUCAUAAGAAUGAUAUUAAUGGAUUAAACUCAAAAAAUGACGCACAAACGAAAAAGAAAAAAAAAAAAAAAAAAAAAAGCAACAACAAUACUAGUAGUAUUAGUAGUGAUAGUGAUGGAGAUAACAACAAUAAUAGCAACACUAACAACUGUAACAAUAACAGUUAUGAUAACAAUAACAGUAACGGUAACACUAACAUGAACACUAACAUGAACACUAACAUGAACACUAACAUGAACACUAACGUUAACAAUGAUAAUAGCGGAAGUGGUAGUAGUAAGAGGAAGAGCAGUAAGAACAACAAGAAAAAAAAGAAAAAGAGAAAAAAGAAGAGUAGUGACAAAAGUGCGUCCAACGAAACAGCUAACUAUACCUAUGUGAAGACGGACAAGAUUGAUGGAGAAACUGAUUGGAAAAUUAAAUAUCCUAUUCAUAUAUUUCAAAAUUUUAAAAGAUUAAAAGAUUUUUUCACGAUUGAUAUAUUAUUUAUUAUAGAACAACCAAAGAAUGAUAUUUACAAAAUCGAAGGGUCCUUUGUUAUAUUUAAGUAUAACCCUUAUGGUGAUUUUAAAACGGUUGAAAAUAAUAAUAAUGGCCUAAAUGACAAUCAACUUUUAAAUUAUUCCUUCGAUUUAGCAAAAGAUGAAGGAGUAGAUAUAGAACCGAACGAAGACUAUGCGGAUGAAGAGGAAGAAUACGACGACGAUGAUGACGAAUUUGAUGAAGACGAUGAGGAUGAUGAUGAUGAUGAGAAUGGAAGUGAUGAAGAAGAGGAAGAAAUAGAUGAACAUUGUAAUAAAAAUAAUCAAAAGAAUAGAGACGCUUAUGAUGAAGUGAAUACAUAUGCUUAUACUGAAGAUGAUGAUAAAAGGAAAUUAAUAGAUAAAGGAUACAUGAAUUUAGAAGAAACCGAAGCAAAAGACACUGAUUAUAUGUAUAACAAAAAAGAAAUUAAUAAAGAAAAAGAUAUAGUAAAAUUUGUAGAUGUUGAAAAAGGAGGAGCAGGAGAAUUAGAAAGAUUAAAUGCUGCAAAAAAUAAUAAUAAUAAUAAAAAUAAUAAUAAUAGUAAUAAUAAUAAUAAUAAUAAAAAUAAUAAUAAUAAUAAUAGUAAUAAUAAUAAUAAUAAUAAUAAUAAUAAUAAUAAAAAUAAUAAUAAUAGUAAUAAUAAUAAUAAUAAUAAUAAUAAUAAUAACAGUUAUGUUAAUGAUAGAAGCAUGUGUAGUGUAUUUAAUAAUGAAGAUAAUUUUAAUUUUUAUAAUGUUAAUUAUAGAAAGAAGUUAAGUUAUGACAACUUUAUCCUAUUUAACUCAGUUAUAACCAGUUCAGAUGUUAUAUGUUUAGUUAUAUAUACAGGAAGUGAUACAAGGGUGAAUAUGAGUACACAAAUUAGUAAAAUGAAGCGAGGAAUGAUAGAUAAGAAGUUGAAUGUGAUAACUCUUUUUUUAUUUAUUAUACUAGCUCUAUUUUCUAUGUAUAUGUGCUCAAUCAAAUUAAACCAUUUGUGGUAUUUGAAUUUUAUUCGUUUUGUUUUAUUAUUUUCUUCUGUUAUACCUAUAUCAUUAAGUGUUAAUUUGAAUAUUGCUAAAAUAUAUUACACAUUUGUAAUUCAGAAGGAUAAAGAAAUAGAAACAACAAUAAUAAAAAAUAGUUCAAUUAUUGAAAAUUUUGGUGAUGUGGAUUAUAUUUUUACUGAUAAAACAGGAACGUUGACCGAAAAUGUUAUGGUACUUAAAGUAAUACAUAUCGGUUUAGAUGUUAUACAUGCAGAGAGUGAAAAAAAUAUGUUACAGAAUAAUAUGGAAAAUAAAGUUAAAGCAAAUUAUAAUAAAAAUAUGCUUUCGUACAAUUUAGAUGAUAUAAAUGAAGAUGUAGAUGCUUCAUCUUUACAACUGUCUUCUAAUUAUUCAAAACAUGAUCGAAGAAGUAAAAUGAAUAAUAAAGGUAAUGAUUAUGCAGCUUUUAAUUAUGAUAUAGAGAGUGGUAAGAAUAAGAAUGAUAUGCAAACAUUACGACAGCUGAGUAAGGCAAAUGUCGUUGAACAUAUUAAUAUUAAUGAUGAAGAUGAUUUUGACUAUGGUAAUUUUAGUCAACAUGGUAAGUCUAAUUUUGCGGAAAACAAUUUCCGUGAUAUGAAUAUCAAAAUAUUUAAACAAAAUAAUUUAGGAUUAAAUCAAAACAUGGCACAAAAAAGAACUGAUAUGUUAAAGAAAAAUAAUAUUAUUCAUAUGGAAAAAAAGAAAAAAGUAGAACAAAUGGUAGAUGAAUUUUUAAAAUAUAAAUCAGACCCAUUAGAUUAUUAUAAUGAUAAUGUAGAAGAUAUCGAGUUUUUAAAAAAACAUAGAGUAUUUCAAACGUUUUUAUCCUUUCUCAUUUGUAAUAAUAUUAGAACAUUAGCAAAAGAAAAUAAUAGCAAAGAAAAGGAACAUAAAGAAAAAGAUUUUCAAAAAAAUUUUUAUUAUAUACUAAAAGUCAAUAGAAGGAGUAAAAAAAAAGAUAGCAAAAUGAAUAAAAAGGACAAAAAUGUAGAAAAUAAUACUAAUAGUAAAUUUACUUACGAUAAGAAUUAUUUUGAAUCCAACAGCUCAGAAGAUGCCGAAACGUUUUCGCACUCAGAUGUAAGUUAUCAGUGUUCUUCCCCUGAUGAACUAGCCUUCUUAAAAUAUGCAACUAAUUGUGGUUUUAUUUUAAAAAAAAAAACAGCUAGUAAAAUUGAAAUUAAAUAUAAAAAUAUCAUUCUCGAAUAUGAUAUAUUAUUACAUAUACCCUUUUCCUCAGAAACGAAAAGAAUGAGUAUUUUUGUGAGAAAUAUAAAAAAUAGAAAUAUCUACUUCUUCAUUAAAGGUGCAGACAAUAUAUUAAUAAAAAAAUGCCAUGAAAAAUAUAAAACAUUUAUAUAUGAAGAGAGUGAUCAUCUCUCAAAUCUGGGGUUACGAGUUUUAGUUCAUGGAUUUUUAAAUAUAGAAGAGCAGUUUUUCCACAACUUUUCCACACUAUAUAACAAAAACAAGGAUGUCAAAGGACAACUAGAAAAUAUAUUAGAUUAUGUUGAAAAGAAUAUCAAGGUGUUGGCAAUAACCGGUGUUGAGGACAAGUUACAGGAGGGAGUUGGAAAGACCAUCGAGAUGCUGUACAACAGUGGCAUAAAAGUCUGGGUGUUGACAGGAGACAAAAUAGAAACAGCAAUAUGUAUUUGCAAAAAUGCUAAUAUAAAAAAGAAGAAGCACAAUAUUUACAUAUUCAGGCAUGAAAAUAUUAAGAGCACUUCUAACCUAAUAAGAGAGUUUAACUCCAUUUUAAAUAAUAUAGAUUCCUAUGUUUUAUUUUUUGAUAAUAUUAUCAUACAAAAUUGUAUUAAAUAUAUUCCUAAUGCCUUUGUCGAUUUCGCGGCAAAUGCACGUGCAGUGGUUUGCUGCAGGUGUAGCCCUAUAGAGAAGAAGGAAAUUGCGGUUUUAAUAAAAACAAUUAAGAGAAAGAAAAUUUUGUGUAUAGGUGACGGGGGUAAUGAUGUUGCUAUGAUUCAGUCGGCAGAUAUUGGUAUUGGUGUAUUAGGAAAAGAAGGAAAACAAGUUGUUCAUGAUAGUGAUAUAAUUGUUUCAAAAUUUAAAAACAUAAAAAAGUUAAUACUUUAUUAUGGGAAUAAUACUUUUUUGCAAACAUCAUCCCUAUGCUCCUUUUUAAUUCACAGGGGAUUUAUUUUAACCUAUUUGCAAUUUAUAUACAGUUAUAUUUUUUUCAGUAUUCCCGUUUCAAUUUUUCAAGGUUGGUUGCAAAUUGGUUACACGACUUACUACACAACUGCGCCCUUUUUGUCCCUUCUGCUGGAUAUAAAGAUAAAGAAAAACUUGAUAUAUUUGUACCCAGAAAUUUAUAAAAAUAAAAAGCAUAAAAGGAAGUUGGAUCUUAAGUCCUUUUUUAUUAUCGUGUGGAUAUCUAUUUUUCAGGGAACUGUUGUUAUGCUGGGAGCGCUGAAAUUGUUCAACGAUAACUACAACAAUCUUAUAAACAUAUCAUUUUCGUCCUUAAUUGUUUUAGAAAUAAUGAAUAUACAUUUGGAAGUGGAAUCAUGGCACCCAUUAAUGAUAUCGGCAAAUUUGUGCUCCUUCAUUGUUUACAUUUUUUCGAUGUUCAUACUGAGGAACUAUUUCGAUAUUAUGCAAAUCAUGUCAGUUAUGUUUUGGUACAAAGUUAUAUUAAUUGUUCUCUUCGCUUGGUUACCUUUUUAUAUAAUUAAAAAAGUAAAAAAUAUUAUUACGCCUUCUCAAUUUUUUAAACUUGCAUGA